This is a messenger RNA of Carassius carassius (crucian carp), 3075 nucleotides long. RefSeq names its product protein LYRIC-like. Lineage: Eukaryota; Metazoa; Chordata; Actinopteri; Cypriniformes; Cyprinidae. Gene Ontology annotation, molecular function: transcription coregulator activity. Gene Ontology annotation, biological process: negative regulation of apoptotic process; positive regulation of angiogenesis; positive regulation of canonical NF-kappaB signal transduction. Gene Ontology annotation, cellular component: nucleus. The record is from RefSeq and is a predicted model, not a curated record. The transcript has 11 exons. Bases 83 to 1513 code for a protein of 476 amino acids.
CCUCUCGCCCGUCAUUCACUCUCUCGCGCUGCCAGGAGCAGCUCACUCUCCGUCUGCGUGUGGUUCUUGUCCGUUGCUUAAAAUGGAACAGGACUGGCGAGCUUUAGCUACACAGCGAGCCGUGUACGUGUCUGACCGUAUCCGUGGGCUGUUGUCCUCCGGCCUGGACUUCCUCCGGCUGGAGCUGGGGCUUGAUCUGGGGAUAAAGCCGGAGCAGUGUCCAUCGUGGCUGAUUCUGAGCGCGGCGCUGAUCGGGCUGACGGUGCUGCUGCUGCUCGCGGCCUGUGGACGGAGGAGGCGUCGAGCCGCGCCCGUUCCUGAGACCCCCUGCACCGCCGUUGCUGAGACCCCGGUCAAAGCCGCCCUACCACCGAAGACUGUGAAGACCGAACCGAGCGAACCGAAAAAGAAGAACAAAAAGAAAGCAGCCGAGAAGCAGAAGGCCCAGGCCAAUGGACAGACAGUGACUGAACCUCCGGAGGAAAUUAAAGCCAUUGCGGAGAAAAAGAAACCCCCUCCGGCUCCAGCUCCAGCACAGAUACCUGCGGACACAAAGACCAAGAAAAACAAGAAGAAACCAAAACCAGAGGUGAAGCCAACCCAAGCGGUUUCCUCCACUGAUGGCAAGGAACCUGAUGAAGCAGGUGCUUGGGAAACCAAGGUCAGUCAUCGAGAAAAACGUCAGCAGCGGAAAAAAGAGAAGGGCCCUGGUGACAGCUCUGGGAGUCCUGAGGUUGGAGAUCGUGCCAGCCAGAAGGUGGAGCAACCUGCUGCUACAGCCCCAGCUAGCACCAAAAAGAACAAGGAGUCAUCACGUGCCAAGGCCUCGAAGGGUGACGCCAUUAUACCCUCAGUGUUGUCUAACUGGAAGGAUGUGAACUCUGUUAAUGGUGGAGGAAGGACAGAGGUUCCUGCGAAGCCAACCCAAACAAACGCUUUAAACAUUGAGAAGUUGCCUGCUGGGAGAAAGACCCCUGGGCAAAAGAACCGUGAGAACGCCACCAGGAAACAAGAGUCCGAGGGUGGAGAGAUUGGGACGAAAUCUAACUCUGAAAUCAGGCAAUGGGACAGUAGACCCACCUUUGACAGUCAAUGGCCUAACUUCAAUGGUCUUGCCACCGAGGACCUGAGCUCAGACUGGAACGCUCCAACUGAGACAUGGGACAAUUAUGAGUACAAAGUAGAUCCCCCCGCUUUGAAAGAGAUGCCAGUUUCCAAGCCACUUGUGGAAUCCAAUGAUGACCACGACAAGGUAGAUCCUGCAGGAAGUGGAAAAUCCAAAAGACGAAAGAAAAAGAAGAGACCGGAAGAAGACGGUCCAGCUGCUGAGGUGACUCAAGUAGGUUCUGCUCCUGCAGAGAAGAGUGGUACUGUCAAGCCUCAUCCUCCUCAUGUUCCUAAAGAUGAGGGAUCCAAGCAAAACAUCCCUCCACAGUCUUCACAAAAGAAAUCUGAUCAGAAUUGGGAACCACCGAAGCAAGUUCAGAAGAAAAAGGCCAGGAGAGAAACAUGAAUCGCAAAUAACAUCUAGGACAGUUUAUGCAAAUAGAUAUGCAAUAAUUUCACAGUACAAAAUUUUAUACUGAAUACAUUUACUGUGAAUAAUAAUAAUAAUAAAAUCAAAAAUAGAAACACAACGGAGUUGGAAGAACUCUGUAAAAGAAAAGAAAAAAAAGACUAAUAUAGAUUAAAGGUGAGCAGUCCAUGGGCUGGAACACUACUAUGUGCACUAUUACACUACACUGAAGUUUGUUAAGGAAUACUUCUCAUCCUUGAUAUCAGACAUGCUUUCAGUGGAGCAAAACAUUCAUGAUGAUUAUUUUCCAACUGCUACUUAACUGAUUUUGAAGUUGGAGUGUUGAAUUUCAUUUGGGAAAUUAAGGAUCUGCUUGCUUUCCAUCUAUUACUGUUCCUGUGGCACUUUAGUGCUGCUGAAGUGUUGCAGUUAGAGUUAGAAGCCACAGAGAGGCGCUGCGAGCCGGCGUCUCCCCCAGCAGUACUUCUGGGACAUUAGCUUGAGCAGUAAAAAAAAAAAACCAGCAGGUGAUUUACUGUAACCCUAUAGAGAACAGUUAUAUUACAGAGACCUUUUUUAAUGCUAAUCUUAUUUUCUUAGAGCUUUUCUUCCGUCCUGAUUGCAUAUAUAUAUUUUACCCAUGUAACUGGGCAUGUGGAUCUUGGAGAUGUUAUGACUCUUCCCUUUUUAAUCAACUGCUUGUCGACUCUAAUGCUUUAUUUCCUGCAAACUAAAGUUGAAAAAGCCACGCCAUAUGUUUAAAACAAUAAGGGCUUUUUUUCUAUGGUAAAACUCUUUGUAAUUGCACUGUGCUGAAGGUUGUAAAAUACCAUGUGUAUUUACUUUGUUUUUCUUGCACAAUGUGAACAUUUGAUUUUUGUUCAUGUUUGAUUUGACUGAGUAAAUUAGUAGGUUUAUGUGAUUUUAAUUGGGAACGUUGAUGAUGAUUAGCGCAGCUUUAAUUCCAUGACACUAAAACAGUAUAAGUAUCAGGAAUCUGUUGCCUUAAUCUAUACUUCGUAGUGUAUGCUUUCUGUUCUCUUCCUCAUUUUGAAGUCUUUUUUUUUUUUUUUUUUUUUUUGGUUUCAGAUUUAAUUGAUGUCAGUGUUGCACUUGCAUGAAGUUAAUAACAUUUAUAGUGAUGAACAACGUCCUGAUUCUCUGUUUGCUCGUGCAAGUACCACUCACUGUAAAUAGGCUUUAAUGAAUGAUGAUGAUGAUGAUGAAUGGAUGGAUGUGGGGUGGGUUUGGGAGGGGGAUUUUUAAUGCAUAUUCAUAUUCGGGUUGACUUAGUGGUGUUUUGCCCUUGGUCGUUUUGUAAAUUUCAGUAGAUCAUGUGUUUUUGAGGCACUCUGGGCUAGCAUCGGAUGCCUGCCUUGGUUUAUCAUUCUAGAGGUUACUCAAACGAUGUAUUUCUACCGGUUUAUGGAUUGAAGAAUGAUUGUUUACUUAAGUCAAUGCAAUAUUUCUAUGUUGAUUUGUUAAAUAAAAAAAAGAUUGCUCUUUGAGCUUAGAGCUGUUGAUUUGUUAAAUAAAAGAAAAUGCUGUUUGGGCUCAGA